AUGCACGAGUUUUAUAAGGGCUCCGAUCCCCUGUGGGACUGGUGGGUGACGACGCCAUACAUCUCACUCGAUGCCGCGCUGGGCGGCAUGAUCGACGCUAUACGGCUGGCUCUGAUGGGAGUGCAGCCCGAUGACGACGACACUAUAGUUGGGGAGCCGAUUGGGCGGGAUGGGCUGCUGACGGAUCUAGAGGCCGAGAUGAUCCCGUAUUCACCUGAGGAACUCCUUCGUAUCGCAGACAAAGAAUAUGAGUGGUGCGAGGCAGAGAUGAAGAAGGCGUCCCAAGACCUCGGCUUUGGCGACAAGUGGCGCGACGCCCUCGAGCACGUCAAGAAUCUCUACGAGCCGCCCGCCUCGCAACCCACGUUCGUCAAGGCGCUCGUCCGCGAGGGCACAGACUACGUCAAAGCCCACGACCUCGUGACGGUGCCUCGCAUCGCCGAAGAAGCCAUCCACAUGAACCGAAUCCCGCCUUCGCAGCAGAAAGUGUCGCCCUUCUUCCUGGGCGGGCGGCAGCUCUGGGUCUCGUACCCGACGGCGGCCAUGGCGCACGGCGACAAGCUGAUGUCGCUGCGCGGCAACAACCGGCACUUCUGCAAGGCGACGGCCUUCCACGAGAUGAUCCCUGGCCACCACCUGCAGCUGUUCGUCGGCGAGCGCAGCCGGCGGGCGUACCGCGGCGCGCUGUUUGACACGCCCUUUUUUGUCGAGGGCUGGGCGCUGUACUGGGAGAUGGUGCUCUGGCGGCGCGGCGGCUUCUUCCGCGGCGCCGAGGACCGCGUCGGCACGCUGUUCUGGCGCAUGCACCGCUGCGCCCGCAUUAUUUUUUCAGUCAAGUUCCACCUGGGCCGCAUGACCGCGCAGGAGUGCGUAGACCUGCUCGUCGAUAUGGUGGGCCAUGAGCGGGCGACGGCCGAUGGCGAGGUCAGGCGCAGCUUCAAUGGGGACUAUAGCCCGCUAUACCAGGCGGGGUAUCUAUUGGGCGCAUUACAGAUGAUGAAACUGCGCGAGGAGGCUGUGGGCCAGGGAGGAGCCGGGAUGGGGGAGAAGGAGUUCCACGAUAGGAUCCUAAGGGCGAAUACCAUGCCCAUUGAGAUGCUAAGGGCGCUGCUUUUAGGUAAGGAGUUGGAAGAAGACUUCACGUCGGAGUGGAAGUUUUACGGGGACAAGAUCUAG
Anthostomella pinea is the source of this 1176-nucleotide messenger RNA. NCBI's taxonomy places the organism in Eukaryota, Fungi, Ascomycota, Sordariomycetes, Xylariales, Xylariaceae. The record is from the annotation of a GenBank genome assembly.